This is a messenger RNA of Aethalodelphis obliquidens (Pacific white-sided dolphin), 2178 nucleotides long. RefSeq names its product synapsin I (gene SYN1). The coding region runs from base 43 to 2163 and encodes 706 amino acids. Gene Ontology annotation, cellular component: synaptic vesicle; synaptic vesicle membrane. Gene Ontology annotation, biological process: neurotransmitter secretion. Gene Ontology annotation, molecular function: ATP binding. Lineage: Eukaryota; Metazoa; Chordata; Mammalia; Artiodactyla; Delphinidae. The transcript is spliced from 13 exons. The record is from RefSeq and is a predicted model, not a curated record.
UGACCAGACUGCUCCUAAGACCCCCUGCCCCGCGUCGCAGCCAUGAACUACCUGCGGCGCCGCCUGUCGGACAGCAACUUCAUGGCCAAUCUGCCAAAUGGGUACAUGACAGACCUGCAGCGCCCGCAGCCGCCCCCGCCGCCGCCCGCUGCCCCCAGCCCGGGAGCCACGCCCGGUCCUGCGACCGCCACUGCUGAGAGGGCCUCAUCGGCAGCCCCCGUGGCCUCUCCGGCUGCCCCUAGCCCCGGGUCCUCUGGGGGCGGUGGCUUCUUCUCGUCACUGUCCAAUGCGGUCAAGCAGACCACGGCGGCCGCGGCCGCCACCUUCAGCGAGCAAGUGGGCGGCGGCUCUGGGGGCGCAGGCCGUGGGGGCGCUGCCGCCAGGGUGCUGCUGGUAAUCGACGAGCCCCACACCGACUGGGCGAAAUACUUCAAAGGGAAAAAGAUCCAUGGAGAAAUUGACAUUAAAGUAGAACAGGCUGAAUUCUCUGAUCUCAACCUCGUGGCUCAUGCCAAUGGUGGAUUCUCUGUGGACAUGGAAGUCCUUCGGAAUGGGGUGAAGGUUGUGCGGUCUCUGAAACCAGACUUCGUGCUGAUCCGCCAGCAUGCCUUCAGCAUGGCACGGAAUGGAGACUACCGCAGUUUGGUCAUUGGGCUGCAGUAUGCCGGAAUCCCCAGCGUUAACUCUUUGCAUUCUGUCUACAACUUCUGUGACAAGCCCUGGGUGUUCGCUCAGAUGGUUCGACUGCACAAGAAACUGGGGACAGAGGAAUUCCCUCUAAUCGAUCAGACCUUCUACCCCAAUCACAAAGAGAUGCUCAGCAGCACAACGUACCCUGUGGUUGUGAAGAUGGGGCACGCACACUCUGGGAUGGGUAAGGUCAAGGUGGACAACCAGCACGACUUCCAGGACAUCGCAAGUGUCGUGGCACUGACCAAGACAUAUGCCACUGCCGAGCCCUUCAUUGAUGCCAAAUACGAUGUGCGCGUCCAGAAGAUUGGGCAGAACUACAAGGCCUACAUGAGGACGUCAGUGUCAGGAAACUGGAAGACCAACACCGGCUCUGCGAUGCUUGAGCAGAUUGCCAUGUCUGACAGGUACAAGCUGUGGGUGGACACGUGCUCAGAGAUCUUUGGGGGACUGGACAUCUGCGCAGUGGAAGCACUGCAUGGCAAGGAUGGAAGGGAUCACAUCAUUGAGGUGGUGGGCUCCUCCAUGCCGCUCAUCGGUGACCACCAGGAUGAAGACAAGCAACUCAUCGUAGAGCUUGUGGUCAACAAGAUGGCCCAGGUCCUGCCCCGGCAGCGGCAGCGGGAUGCCUCUCCCGGCAGGGGCUCCCACAGCCAGACUCCGUCCCCAGGGGCCCUGCCCUUGGGCCGCCAGACAUCCCAGCAGCCCGCGGGGCCCCCAGCUCAGCAACGACCCCCGCCACAGGGCGGCCCUCCACAGCCGGGCCCAGGCCCCCAACGCCAGGGACCCCCGUUGCAGCAGCGCCCGACCCCGCAGGGCCAACAGCACCUUUCGGGCCUUGGACCCCCAGCUGGCAGCCCCCUGCCCCAGCGCCUUCCGAGUCCCACAUCAGCGCCCCAGCAGCCUGCGUCCCAGGCCACACCGCUGCCCCAGGGUCAAGGCCGCCAAUCCCGGCCAGUGGCGGGAGGCCCCGGGGCACCUCCAGCAGCCCGUCCACCUGCCUCCCCCUCUCCCCAGCGCCAGGCAGGCCCCCCACAGGCUACUCGUCAGACAUCGGCCUCUGGUCAGGCUCCGCCAAAGGCCUCAGGGGCUCCACCGGGUGGUCAGCAGCGCCAGGGCCCACCCCAGAAGCCCCCAGGCCCUGCCGGCCCCACACGCCAGGCCAGCCAGGCGGGUCCCAUGCCCCGCACUGGGCCACCCACCACGCAGCAGCCGCGACCCAGUGCCUCCGGCCCUGCUGGACGUCCCACCAAGCCACAACUGGCCCAGAAACCCAGCCAGGAUGUGCCACCACCUGCCACUGCCGCUGCCGGGGGACCCCCACACCCCCAGCUCAACAAAUCCCAGUCUCUGACCAAUGCCUUCAACCUUCCAGAGCCAGCCCCGCCCAGGCCCAGCCUUAGCCAGGACGAGGUGAAAGCUGAGACCAUCCGCAGCCUGAGGAAGUCUUUCGCCAGCCUCUUCUCCGACUGACACCCCACCCUGAGA